This is a messenger RNA of Candoia aspera, 1936 nucleotides long. It is a transcript of the gene NOS1AP, whose product is annotated as nitric oxide synthase 1 adaptor protein. The transcript is spliced from 10 exons. Bases 107 to 1591 code for a protein of 494 amino acids. The record is from RefSeq and is a predicted model, not a curated record. Gene Ontology annotation, molecular function: nitric-oxide synthase binding. NCBI's taxonomy places the organism in Eukaryota, Metazoa, Chordata, Lepidosauria, Squamata, Candoiidae.
AGUGCCGCCGCUGCGGCCGUCGUGCCCUCUAGUCCGUCGCCAGCUUGGAGCGCGGCUCGCCGGGCUCUACGCAGCUUGUCCAGGGAGCCGCUCGCUGUCCUCCGCCAUGCCCGUGGGAGCCUCUCCCUCGGUCAGGUCCCGCUACAACCUAGUGGACGACAGGCACGACCUGCGCAUCCCGCUGCAUAACGACGACGCCUUCCAGCACGGCAUCGGCUUCGAGGCCAAGUAUAUUGGCAGCUUAGAUGUACCUCGGCCAAACAGCAGGGUAGAGAUUGUGACUGCUAUGAGACGCAUCCGGUAUGAGUUCAAGGCCAAAAGUAUAAAGAAGAAGAAAGUGAAUCUGUUGGUAUCUGUAGAUGGUGUGAAAGUGGUGCUGAAGAAGAAGAAGAAGAAGAAAGAGUGGGACUGGGAUGAGAGCAAGCUGCUGGUGAUGCAUGACCCAAUCUACAGGAUAUUUUAUGUGUCCCACGAUUCCCAGGACCUGAAGAUCUUCAGUUAUAUCGCCCGGGAUGGCUCCAGUAACACCUUCCGCUGCAAUGUUUUCAAGUCCAAGAAGAAGAGUCAGGCCAUGCGAAUUGUCCGAACAGUGGGGCAAGCGUUUGAAGUCUGCCAUAAGUUGAGCCUUCAGCAUACCCAGCAGAAUGCUGAUGGCCAAGAAGACAGCCACAGUGAGAAGGGCAGUGAGGAUUUGGAGGCACCAGCUUGUGGUCUGGCUGAACCUGAACCUGUCAACACUACUGAGGAAACAGAUAUUGAUGCUGUGGACAUCAGACAGCCAGGGAGUGAUCACUUGGAGUUCAACAGGGGGGUGACAGACCUUGACGCCGUUGGUAAAGAGACGUCUGGCCUACUUUGCAGCAAGGACUUGGUUCAUAAAGAGAAUGUUCUCAUGGCUUCUCCUAAAAUGCUUCUCCCUUCUUCUGCCCAGUUGCCUGAGCCGGCGGUUCCUCUCUCUGCUCACCACCAAAUGCAGUUUCUGCAACAGCUUUUGCAGCAGCAGCAGCAACAGACUCAGUUUGCUGUGGCUCAGGUACAUUUGCUGAAGGACCAGCUGGCCACAGAGGCAGCUGCCCGCCUUGAGGCCCAGGCCCGAGUACACCAGCUCCUGCUUCAGAAUAAGGACCUUCUCCAGCAUAUAUCACUUCUGGUAAAGCAGGUGCAGGAACUGGAGGCAAAACUGCUGGGAUCCAACACCAUGGGCUCUCAAGACAGCUUGUUGGAAAUCACCUACCGAUCAGGUGCCCUGCCUGUUCUGUGUGAUCCUGCCACCCCUAUGCCUGAGGACACCCACUUGCUCCAGCUCGACCACAGCUUCUCCAGUGUUUCCAGUUCUCUGGGCAGCCCUUUAGGUAGGAGUGACUGUUUGGUGAAGCUAGAAUGCUUCCAUUUCCUUCCUAGUAUGGACCCUCCUUUGGGCAGCCUGGAGCUCAUCAAAUUCCGUGAGUCUGGUAUUGCCUCUGAGUAUGAAUCCAACAUGGAUGAGAGUGAGGAGUGGGACUCAUGGGCCCAAGAGGAGCCACGUCGCCUGCUCAAUGUCCUGGAAAAGCAGGGGCUGGGAGAUAGCCUGGAAGAUGAGGUUGCCGUAUGAAAGGAAGAUGAAGUGUCUCAGGUCUGAUGAUAUCUGAAAUGAUGUUUGCAUUUCCUUUAAAAAGGUCUCAGCGAGCCUGUCUUUUAUAUUUCUGUUCUCUAUGUCUGGGUACAGAUUCUUCCUGUGAAAAAGAGUGAGUCUUUUUGGGAACAAAGGUUGAAUUAUAGUUCCCAGUCCACACAGUUAGGCCUACUGAAAACCUACUCUUUUUUCUAUUGACAGAACAAAUAUUACCCAAGAUGUCCCAAGGCCCCUGGACUUGCAUCACUUUAGAGUGUUGGAAUCUGAAGAAUCUUAGCUUUCUUUUAGAAAAGCAGUUUUGAAGGUGAAAGGAUAGUAUGGAAA